Molecule: messenger RNA, 2928 nt
Organism: Vigna radiata var. radiata (mung bean)
Lineage: Eukaryota; Viridiplantae; Streptophyta; Magnoliopsida; Fabales; Fabaceae
Product: probable zinc transporter protein DDB_G0291141
Exons: 1
Coding region: 133-2619 (828 amino acids)
Biological process (GO): intracellular zinc ion homeostasis; zinc ion transport; transmembrane transport
Cellular component (GO): Golgi apparatus; membrane
Molecular function (GO): zinc ion transmembrane transporter activity
Source: RefSeq, a predicted model, not a curated record
AUAUAUAUUAUUUAGUAUUCCACUGACACUUAACCCUCCGAAAUAUUUGUUAACCCUAUUCACUCGAACUCAGCCAACAGUACCCCGUUUGCCCGUCGGCUCAGCAACCGCAGACCCAUAGUCCACCCCCAAAUGGCCGAUCAUGAUCACGAUCACGAUCACGGUCACUCUCACCCCCAUCACCACCAUCAUCGCCCGCAACGUCUCUCAGUUCCACCGCGAACCCCCACAUUCGGCGGCACUCCGGGACCCUACCCCGCCCUUCGAUACUCACCAUUCCCUACUCCGACGGCCACCCCUUCGAAAGGCCGCCGCCUACCGGCUUCUUUUUCCAUCCCGAAAUCGAAAUCAAAAUCCAGAUCUUCCCUCUUCUUGCUCCUCUUCUUCUCCCUCCGCUCCCUCUACUCCCUCCUUCCCUUCCUCCGCUCCUCCCCCUCCUUCUCUCUCUUCCCCUUCUCCUUCCUUGUCUCUCUCCUCUCCUUCACUCUCACCCUCACCUUCUCCCUCUUCUCCUCCUCCUCCUCCUCCAAAGACAACCCCUUUCUCCACCACAAGCCCAAACACUCCCUUUUCUCCCUCCCUCACUCCCAUCAGAGGAUCCUUAUAAUCAAAUCUGUCCUCCUCGCCCUCGUCUUCCUCCUCCGCUUCCAAGCCCUCCGCUACUGCAGCACCGCCUCCAUGAUCCUCGCCGAACUCAUGGGCUCCGUCGCCGCCCAGCCCAGAAACCCCCGCCGGCCCAACCUCCGCGGCUUCCUCUUCCUCUCCUUUGGCCUCCUUAUGCUCUCCUUCGGCUGGGACAGGGUCGAAUGCUUUCCUUUUUCCCCCAGCUGCGUCUCUGGCAGGAUUUGGCCUUUGUUUCUUCCUUUCAUGUCCGGCUUUCUCACUCGUUACAAGCUUAUUGAUUCCGGAACCACGCUUAAACAGCUUGGCAACAAACGGGUUCGGUUAAUUACUCUCUUUUUCACCACUGUUAUUCUCUUUGUUCCCGCCGUUUUUAGCUUCUUUGUGUUUGAGUCAGAAGAAGACAGUGUCGCCUUUGGGAAUCUGCUAUGGCCCCUGGCCAACACUGUUAUCUUCGGUGUUCUACUGAGUGAGAGUUACAGCGAUGAUGACAACGAUGAUGAUGGUUUGGUGAGUUUGAGAGACUCUCAGAGGGAGUUUCUGGUCACCUUCGUGUGUACCCUGGUCUUGGAACUUUUUUACUUUCCUGAACUUUCCCUCUGGGGUUUGUUGCUCUGUGGAUUAUUUCUCUAUAUUGGUGUUAGAGACUUGGAUCCUUUUCAUUCCAAUGAAGAUGAAUUUUUUAGUGACGUGAUUAUGAAGCCUAUCAGACAUGUUUUGAGCGAGAGGAAGUCAAGGAAAAUCGCUCUUUUUCUUCUCAUCAAUGCCGGUUAUAUGGUUGUGGAAUUUUCUGUUGGUUUUAUGAGCAAUAGUCUUGGGCUGAUAUCUGAUGCUUGUCACAUGUUGUUUGAUUGUGCUGCUUUGGCCAUUGGGUUGUAUGCCUCGUAUAUAUCUCGUUUGCCUGCGAAUAAUCACUAUAACUAUGGAAGAGGAAGAUUUGAGGUGCUAUCAGGGUAUGCUAAUGCUGUGUUUCUAGUUCUUGUGGGAGCUCUCAUAGUGGUCGAGUCCUUUGAGAGGAUAUUGGAUCCCCAAGAGAUAUCAACUAAUAGCUUGUUGGUUGUCUCAAUAGGAGGGCUUUUAGUCAAUGUCAUUGGCUUGAUAUUCUUUCACGAGGAGCAUCAUCACGCCCAUGGCCAUGGAUGGUCUGGAUCAUCAUGCUCCCAUUCACACUCACACUCAGAGUUACAUAAUCACCAUCAUACCCACCAUGAUCAUGAUCAUGAUCAUCUGCAUUGCCAUCCUCACGAAACAACACAUGUAAGCCAUAAUAAAUUUAUAUCUAUUCCCAGUGAUAAUCGAGACUAUUCAUGCUCUAGUGAUCAUGGCGAUCAUCAUAGUCAUAACCAUUAUAGCCAUGGGAGUAAGCAUCAUGGUGAGUGUCACGAUCAUGAAGAUAAUCAUAGUAUUCAGAGCCAUAAGCAUCAUGAAGCUGCUCACUGUCAUGACCAUGGUGAACAUCAUAUUGAUCACGGCCAUGACCAUGGUGAACAUCAUAUUGAUCACAGCCAUGACCAUGAAGAAGCUCCACUUGUCGACAAAGAGCACGGCCAUCACCAUAUUGAUCACAACAUGGAAGGGAUAUUCUUGCAUGUUCUUGCCGAUACCUUGGGAAGUGUUGGGGUUGUUAUAUCUACACUGUUAAUUAAGUAUAAGGGAUGGCUUAUUGCUGAUCCUGCCUGCUCAAUUUUUAUUUCUAUUUUAAUUGUAUCCUCCGUGAUACCUUUACUUAAAAAUUCAGCAGAAGUUUUACUCCAAAGAGUGCCAAGGGUGCAAGAGCGUGAGUUGAAGGAUGCUUUAUCUAACGUUUUGAAGAUAAAAGGUGUUUAUGGCAUUCAAAAGUUUCAUGUCUGGAGCUUCACAAACACAGAUGUUGUUGGUACUCUGCAUCUUCACUUGUCGACAGAUACAGACAAGACAUCCGCCAAGUCUCAGGUUUUGCAUCUGUUACAUAAUGCUGGAAUCAAGGAUGUAACCUUGCAGGUGGAGUGUGUCGGGUAGUUUCUUUCGAAAUAGUUGUUGCCAGGGAAGGAUGUCCCUGUCAACCUUACAUACCGAAUGCUUCACAACUUUACAACAUCAACACCUGUGUAUUAAUUCGGGAAGGAGAGUGAUUAUUUAAAUUCGUGAAGGGUGAUGAUUUUUGUUUUUGAUCUGUUUGUCAGGAUCUCACAAGUAGCACAGUUGUAGCUUUUGCUUAGGACACGGCAAUGUAAAGACACAGGCAUAGCUGGUAGAUUAAUUACUUUUAUCAACUCUUAAUGUUAUACUCUUUUAUCCUGUACUGGCUUUUUAACCAUUCUUGACUUU